AUGGCAAAGAGCGAUGCAUCGAACAAAGAUUGCCUGGUACGCCUGUUUUUUGGUCGGAAGCGCUACGGGGCAUCGCGUCCUGGGGGCAGUCGGUUGUUUUCCCUGAGAAAUUACAAACUGCGCGUCGAUCAGAUGGAAGACCUGCAACUAGAUGCGGAUGAAUAUGUGGUUAGCAUGGCGGACGCACUCGCCAUUAUGCACUGGCGUACUAAGAUCGAUGCCAUGGAUGUUGAGUUCGUCCUUGGAAGCACACCGUUCGACCACAAUGCCGUCCGUCGCCCUCCACCGCUUCAAGACAUCGUACGCCUUACACCUGGAACAAGUACAUUUGAGCGCGCUACGAACACGGCCCCUAACUUCAAGAAGCGCAUUGUGAGCCUUUGGUUGCUUGACUUCGAUGCUUGUGGUCCUAUUACCAUGAAUACAGCAGGAGUUAACCAGGCAAUUAAGGCUUUCAUUGAAAAUGAGCCCUACUGUCCCCGUCCCUACAUGAAAGACACUUACUCAGAGCGACUAUGGCGCAUAUUCUCCCAGCGUUACCUGGAGACAGGAAGAAAGAUAACUGCUGGCAGUCCUUCGCAGUCGCUGCCGCGGCAAUUUAUUCAAGGUGUGAUGGCCAAGCUGUCGCCGCCAGACCAACUCCCACCGCGCCAAGCUACAGGCACAGUCUUAGGAAUGAGUGAAUCUUCAGGGACCAGAGGGCCUAUACCUCAACAACCACAACAACAACAGCAACAACAAUUAUCGAACCGGACCCCAUCUAGACGUGGUCAAGACGGGCAAAGGGGUGGCAGGGGCUCGACUGUUGGCUCGUCAAAGAAAGGCCCUGGAAAUCGCGGACAAGGUCGAGGAUAUCGUUGA
Aspergillus bombycis is the source of this 861-nucleotide messenger RNA. RefSeq names its product zinc finger protein. Bases 1 to 861 code for a protein of 286 amino acids. The transcript has a single exon. The record is from RefSeq and is a predicted model, not a curated record. NCBI's taxonomy places the organism in Eukaryota, Fungi, Ascomycota, Eurotiomycetes, Eurotiales, Aspergillaceae.